Molecule: messenger RNA, 3175 nt
Organism: Hipposideros armiger (great roundleaf bat)
Lineage: Eukaryota; Metazoa; Chordata; Mammalia; Chiroptera; Hipposideridae
Gene: SCN4B
Product: sodium voltage-gated channel beta subunit 4
Exons: 5
Coding region: 214-900 (228 amino acids)
Biological process (GO): regulation of ventricular cardiac muscle cell membrane repolarization; cardiac muscle cell action potential involved in contraction; regulation of sodium ion transmembrane transporter activity
Cellular component (GO): plasma membrane; voltage-gated sodium channel complex
Molecular function (GO): sodium channel regulator activity; transmembrane transporter binding
Source: RefSeq, a predicted model, not a curated record
UCCUGGCGCCCUCAGCUGCCUCUUCUGCAGCCGGCUCCUCCUCUCCCUCCCUCCCCCUCCUCUAGCUCUCUACCCGCUAACUUUCCCGAGCCCCGGCCCGCGGCGCAGAGCUCCGCGGCAGCUUAGGGCCCACUGCAGACCGCGGACUGCCAGCGCUGCUGUGCUCUCUAUCCCAUCCCCGCGCCCCUGGAGCGCUCCGGAGAGAACCGAACGAUGCUCGGGGCUGGGCACCGAGGCGCAGCCCGGGCGAGAUGGCAGGGCAUUGGGCUUUUGGGUCUCUUCCUGCUUCCUGUGUCCCUAUCGCUGGAGGUGUCCGUGGGAAAAGCCAGCACCAUCUAUGCUGUCAACAGCACGGAAAUCCUGCUGCCCUGCACCUUCUCCAGCUGCUUUGGCUUCCGUGACCUUAGCUUCUGGUGGUCCUACAACGGUAGUGAAACAUUCAAGAUUCUCAUAAUUGGGUCUGUGAAGAAUGAGAAGUCUGACCCCAGGGUGCAUUUGAAAAACGAUGACCGCAUCACUCUGGAGGGCUCCACUAAGGAGAAGAUGAACAACAUUUCCAUUCUGCUGAAGGACCUGGAAUUCAGUGACACAGGCAAAUACACCUGUCAUGUGAAGAACCCCAAGGAGAAAGAUCUUCAGCACCAGGCCACCAUCUUCCUCCAAGUGGUUGAUAAACUGGAAGAAGUGGACAACACAGUGACGCUCAUCAUCCUGGCUGUUGUGGGCGGGGUCAUUGGGCUCCUCGUCUUCAUCCUGCUGGUCAAGAAGCUCAUCACCUUCAUCCUCAAGAAGACUCAGGAGAAAAAGAAGGAGUGCCUUGUGAGUUCCUCAGGAAAUGACAAUACAGAGAAUGGGUUGCCAGGUUCCAAGGCGGAAGAGAAACCACCAACAAAAGUGUGAGCCCCUGCUUGGGGCCAAGCAGCCACAGGGAGCCUCACUUUCUGAUGAUGAAACUGAUGCUUGAGCCAUGUCUGUGAACCCACGUGCCUGACACAUCUGCUGCUUGGCUCAAACUGUAGUCUUUCUGGGUGGGGAGAAACUAGGGUCUUAUCCAGCCUGCCCCACCCCCUCCCCAGCCAAGGCUCCCCAGGGAUGAGGGCUGGUCAGGGGAGGGGGCCGGUGGAAGGUUCAGGAAAGAAAAGGAGGGGCUCGGGCAGUGUGGAGGGCUGGUCCCCCAACACCUGGGUAGGUGGAUCUUCUUAAGUCUCUCCAUCCUAUACGAGCAAUGCCUUGGUUUUCAUCCAGACUUCUCUUCAAGAGAGAUUUGGGGUGGGGGUGGGGGUUCAGUGAGGGCUGCUCAAGCAAUUGGACUAUGUGUAUGGAGAACUAACCCUUUUGAUGGUAGGAGUGGCCUAGAGGACUCUGUACAGGGUCUUGGGAAGGGAGACUGCUGGAGGGGGGCCUACAGUGAAAGGCUUUGAUGGAUUCCUGACUCCCUCAUGUUUCUCUUGUGAGGCACUUCCCUUCCCCCCUCACCUCAGGGUACCUGAUUGCCUUGGGCCCACAACCCCUGCUCCCCCAACCCCUGCUGCUCUGAGUCUCUGAACCCUUCUAACUAGGGCUGGCCGCUUUGGUCUUGGUCCACCUAGCCUAUUCCUCUUAUCUCUGGGUUACUGAGGAGCUCAUGAAGGGGCCCCUCAAGCCUUCCUGGAGCACUGAGGCGCUGUAUAUGCCUUCCCUAGCAUUUCAGGACUGCAGAUAUGGAAGAACCAGUGUCCUGGGUUUGUUAGCCACUGGAAUGCCCAUCUCAGCCCUGCCAAUGCUGGCCACCCCUUCUCCCUGGUAUGGCAGGACCAUCGCCACUCCUGGGAACUCCCAAGCCUGGCUCUGCCCUGCUCUUUUUCUGAAGCAACAGGUGGCGUUAUCUUUUUUGCACCCUCAAACCCUCCUCUCCCGUUGACUUGCUCCUCCCAUGCCCCGCCACCACACCUUCUCCCCUGACUCAGCGUUGUUCAUCUCCAACCCUGGGUCAAGGGCUUGCCUUCACCUCAGGGAUCCUCUUCCUUUGGAUGAAAGGGCCCUUGGGUUUUCUGGCUGCUUCCUGCUCAGUUGUGCUACCCCCUCUCCCACCCCCUGGUUGGGGAGAAGUAGGGAGAAAAUGCCCACAGUUUUCCUUUGCUUUUCCAAGAACUGGUUUGCAUACCUCUAUGUGUGGGGCUAGACCGUGCCUUAGCUCCCAGGUCCUAGCUCAUACCCUCCCUCCAGCCCAUACAUAGCAGCCAACUCUGGUGGGGCACUGGUGAGGGAACAGCCCCACCCAGGGUUAUGCAGGAGACCAGGGCGUUGGAGUUGUGUCACCAAUGGCCCCUUGGCCAGUGACUGAGUCUUGGAGACAUCUGUCAAGUGCUCCUAUGGGGGCCCAUGACAAGGGAUGUACUGGUCUUGGAAGUGGGCCCUCCUGAUGGAAGUCCCAUCGUAUUGUCCCGGGGGGUGGGGGUUGGAAUGGGGAAGUGAGCGUUGGCAUGGAGAUGUGAUAAGGCAGGUUCUUCACCAUCCGUUCUCACUCCCUCACUCUCAUAGAAUUUUGGAGAUACUGUUCUCUGGGCCCCUUUUCCCAGAGUGUAUGGGGACCUCAGGACUCUCCCUGCUAUAAAAUAGCAGCAAGCUUCCCCAAGGGUGGAGACGGGGGGAGAUUGAGGAACAGCACCUGCAGAGUGCCAUGGCUAUGGCCUGUGGCCCCUGCCCAACCUGAUGUGCUCACAGGUUCAUACUCUUGUCUGCCUCUGUCCCACUUGUCCUUCCCCACCUAGAAGUAACCCUAGGCUCAGGUUCAGAUUUUCCCGGCUUUGGGAAUAGACAGACCAGAGCCACUAGCCAUUUGGAAAACUUUUUAUAGCUGCCAUCAUGCAAAACUGCUUUCUUCCUACUUAGCGUCUACAUUUGGUCAGGCAGUGUCUUGGGUUCCCCUUACUGAGGAAAGGUACACAUGAGAGCAGGCCCGGGCACACAGGGUGGCGAGAGGAAAAAUGUCAUCCUCUGCACUCCUGGGUCUACUGCUGACUAAGACGUGGGCCAUGCAUCUUCUCGGGGCUCAGCUUUCCCCAUCUAUAAAAUGGGUGUAAUAAUACUUACCUACCUCACAGGACUGUUGUGAGGCUUGGCGAGUUUUUGUGUAAAAAAUUUUGGGGGCUUGUAAAGGGAUCUAGGAGGCUAGGUAUUAUAAUUGGUGGAACUG